Molecule: messenger RNA, 1308 nt
Organism: Rhizophagus irregularis DAOM 181602=DAOM 197198
Lineage: Eukaryota; Fungi; Glomeromycota; Glomeromycetes; Glomerales; Glomeraceae
Cellular component (GO): mitochondrion; cytoplasm
Molecular function (GO): NADP binding; 2-dehydropantoate 2-reductase activity
Source: RefSeq, a predicted model, not a curated record
AUUUCAAUGAAAUGGUGGCACGUUGGCAUGUACUUGGAGUCGGAAAUUAUGGUUCUCUUUUCGCACAUUUUCUUAGAAAGAAUGGAAACAAAGUUACUUUGUUAAUAAGAGAUCCAACAACACUUAAUAUGUUCAAUAAACUUAAUCGUACGAUCGAAGUUACAAAAGAAUUUGAACCAGAAGUUGAAGUAACAAAAGGAUAUCAAGCAGAAUGUUUACAGGGUGAUUAUGGAAAUGUAAUUGAUCCUCAAUAUCCAAACGAACUAUGCCCACCACAUUUACGUAUAAGCAAACUUAUAGUUACACUUAAAUCUCAUGAAUUUAGUAAAUAUUAUCAAAGAAUUUUUCAUCGAUUAUCGCCAACGAGUACAAUUGUAUUAUUCACUUAUGGACUGGGAAGUUAUGAAGAAUUAAUGAGAGAUUAUUAUUCUUUUGAUGAAGCUAGUAGACCAAAUAUUAUAAUUGCUUUAAAUUCUCAUCAUGCUUAUAAAAAAGCCAAAUUUGGUUCCCAAUUUAAAUUGAUACAUUCGGGUUUUGGUGAAAUUGAUCUUGGGAUUGUUCCUAGACGUUUUGACGAAAUUAAAGAAAAAGAAUUAAAUAUUAAUUCACAGUCUUUGGAAGAUAAUAAUGAAGAUUUGGACGAAAUAUCAUUACCAAAUGAGAAAAUGGAUAAUAAAACUGAAGAAUCGAAAACAAUUACAGCAGCAACGGAAGCAGAUGAUGAUGAUAAUAAAGGAUCAGAGAUAGAAGUAGAUACUUUAAAAUCAGUAAUAAGAUCGUUUUCAAGAAUUCCAGAGCUUAAUGCAAGAUGUGUUAAAUACGUGAAUUUAAUUAAUCGUAAACUUGAAAAUCUUGCAUUGAAUGCUGUAAUUGAUCCACUUACAUCAAUUUAUUCCAUACGUAAUGGUGCGUUAUUAUUUAAUAAAGUAGCCGAACAAACUAUGAGACCAAUUUGUGAAGAAACUUCAAUUGUUAUAAGAAAACAUAGAGAAUACCUUGGGAUGAAACCAUCAAAUAGAUUUGCACCUGAAAGAUUAAUCGAUGCUGUAUUUCAAAUUUGUAUUAAAACUCGCCAUUAUGAAUCUGUUAUGUUACAAGAUGUUAAAAAAAAUUUUCUGACUGAUAUUGAUUAUUUAAAUGGUUAUAUUGUGAAAUUAGGAAAAUUUUACGAUAUUCCUACUCCUAUCAAUAAAUUUCUAAUUGAUAUGGUAAAAAUAAGGCAUAAUCUUCAAACAAAUCCAAAAGUUUUAGAUGAACUAUUAAAAUAGAUUAUUAUUAAUUUUAAUGUAUAUGUAAUUUAUAUAUCUG